GCCGGUUGCUUGCUUUGGUAUACACGCAUUCCGCUCACCGCGAAUACUUUUAACAAAUAAUUUUGUGUUACUCGAUAUAAAUAAAGAAACAAUAACAAAAAUGUGUGAGUGUACAAAACAAAACAACAGUUAAAUAAAUUUGGCUCGCAAACUCUAAAACUACUUGUAAAUAUUUUUGUGUGCUUUUAUAGUUGGAUAUCAUGAUAACAACCAUGACGUCAUUCAUAUUAUUGAAGACGAACUCUUUCCUCUUGAGGAUGAACAGAGAGGAUAACGUCGACUGGUUCCAUGGGAAAAUAUCACGAGAAUCUGCCGAGAAGCUGUUAAAAGAAGAGGGCGAAGAUGGUGUUUUCUUGGUACGUGAAAGCAACACUUCACCAGGAGACUAUGUUUUAUCAGUUUUGCACCAAGGUGAAGUAGUGCAUUACCAAAUUCGGAGGCAUGGUGAGGAUGCCUUCUUUUCCAUUGAAGAACACACAACAGUGCAUGGGUUGGAUACCCUCAUACAGCACUACCGCGGAGACUCUAAUGGUCUCGUCACACGGCUGUCUGUUGUGUGUAAGGGGCAGCCUCCACCUCACGAGUCACGCACCCAGGGGACCACCAAUCUUUUACACAGAGCGACGGAGGCCGGUGACUACAACAUAGUAUCUCAAAUGCUAGCAGUCGGAUACCACAGCCGCGACGCCAAGAACCAAGAUGGACAGACGGCGGUGCAUAUCGCUGCUAAAGCCGGACGCGACAAAAUACUCGAGAAACUCAUUGAAAGCGGAGCCACUGUCAAUGUGCGGGACUCGUUCGGAUACACCCCGUUACAUUACACCUGCCAGAACAACCUGCCCAGCACCGCCGAGCUGCUGAUAACGAAGGGUAACGCCAACUACCAGAUGCGGCACGCGCCCACGGGCAAAGUGCCGCUCCACGACGCCGCGCAGAGAGGACACAUUGACUGUAUUAAGGUCCUUCUAAAAUUGAAAGCACCCGCGAACCCGAGGACGUUGCAGCAAGAAACCCCGGCUGAUUUGGCGAAGCAUCAUGGUCAUACGGAAUGCUAUCAGCUAUUAAAAAACUACAAACCCGAGCCACCGCAAACCUCCAAAAGUCAAUGGUACCACGGCACGUUGAGCCGGGACGAAGCCGUACAAACUUUAGAACAGUACUGCAAGCAGAACAACUUAGUAGACAAGGCGACGGACGGCGUGUUUCUAGUGCGGUACAGCGAGCGGCACAGCAGCGCCACCUGCGUGCUCACUAUGCUGAGCGAAAACACGCCCUACCACUUUAUCAUAAGGAAAGAGGCGGCAGGCUGGGUGUUCAUCGACGACGGGCCGUACCUGGAGAGCGUGGAGCGGCUGGUGGAGCACUACGGCGCCGUGCCCGACGGGCUGCCCGCGCGCCUGCGCGUGCCCGUGCCGCCCAAGCCCAAGCCGCCCUUGCCCGAGUUCUCAACAAUGCCACGGACCAAGAAACCAUCACCGAGUCGAGCAGCCAUGAACCAGACGUUAUCCCUAGUCAAAAACGACAUCUUAAACAAGCAGAUCUCGGAGCCCAGCUCGCCGCCCAACGCCUUCGAACUGCUCACCAGGAACCUGUCCUUUUCAUCCGACUUUAACAACGACAGCCUCAACAACAACGAGUCGCUGGAUGACAACGACACGUAUAAAGUGCCCGUUAACAACAGCGCCGUUGUUGUUGGGGAGAAUUAUAAUGAAAUAUCUAUUAAUUCUGAUGGCCAGCUUUCCACACUGCAAGAUUUCAUCCCGAUGAGCGAGCUAACGCUAGGAGCGACAUUGGGCGAAGGCGAGUUCGGGUCCGUGCUGCGGGCCAGCCUCGCCGCCGCGCCCGGCCGCCCCGCCAUGCCCGUCGCCGUCAAGACGUUACACGUACAACACACGGAUUCUAAUCAACAUGACUUCCUGGCGGAAGCGAAGACGAUGAUGACCCUCCGGCAUAGGUGCAUUGUUCGACUCAUUGGUGUGUCAUUGGGUCCUCCACUAGCCAUGAUCCAGGAGCUGGUGCCGCUAGGGUCGCUGCUGGAGUACCUGCUGCGGUCGCCGGAGCAGGCCUCGGCCGGCUACGAGCUGCGGCUGUGGGCGUGCCAGGUGGCGGCCGGCAUGCGCUACCUGGAGCGGCGCCGCUUCGUGCACCGCGACCUCGCCGCCCGGAACAUACUGCUGGCCAGCAGACAUCAAGCAAAAAUAAGCGACUUCGGUCUAUCACGGGCGCUGUCUAUGGACAGCUCGUACUACAAGGCGAGCCAGGGCGGGAAGUGGCCCAUCAAGUGGUACGCGCCCGAGUCCUACAACUACGGUACCUUCAGCAGCGCCAGCGACGUCUGGAGCUACGGCGUCACGCUGUGGGAGAUGUUCUCUUAUGGCAAACAGCCAUACGGGGAGAUGAGGGGCACCGAGGCAAUACAAAUAGUAGAAAGCGGCGGCCGUCUAGAACGACCCGAGGAAUGCCCGGACGAGAUCUACCAAGUCAUGCUAGACUGCUGGGAAUACAACCCCGACCGACGACCGACCUUCGGCCUGCUCGUCGACGUGUUCUCACAGCACCCCGACUACGUCAACAUCAGCCAGCUAGCCCUCGACAACGACGAGGUAAACGUCUAACAUUUACUUCAAUAUUUGCCUAACACAGCGCUGCGUCUCUUUUGUUCCUUAUGUCGAUAAAAAGAGAUACAACGAGAAUGUUUGGCAAAUAUUUCUGGAUACUGUUAUAGAUUUGGCCCCUAAGGGCACGUACGAUAGAUGUCAGAGUGGAAAGUGACAAAAAUGAGGACGUAAAAAUAACAACCAGGUUACGUGAGAUAGGACUUGAAAUUGAUAGCGGAAAAAUGUCUUAACUAUCGGGACUAACCGCAACUUCAUUUGCUAUUUUCUCAAGCAUAUUCAAUAGAAAAUUUGGAUUAUGUUUGUCAUGUAAAAUAUAGCCAAGUAGAGUUGUAACUGAAAUUUCGCUUUGUUACCUUGCCUGAAUAGACGCCCAUCGGUAUCUGACGAUGUAUUAUAAUUUAUAGUUUGCUAGCUGUGUAAAUUUGAUGAUAUGAACGUUUUGAGUGUAUGGUAUACAAUAUGGGUAGAGGAAUAAUGUUUCUCAGUAUGAAAUUAUGGUGGCCUUAGCUUUCAUAAACGUCUAUGUAGUGAUCAAAUUGAUUAUAACGUAAUAUAGCUAAAAUGUUCUUAUGGUUCUAAACAUUAACAUAUCAAAUAAGUAGGUAUUUGAUAAAUUAUGUAAUUAGUAGGACCAACAUCAAAGUUAGAUAUAAGUCAGUCGAAUACAAAUAGAUACGAGUAAAAUAAUUUUGACUUCAUUAUUAUGAUAUUCAAAUGGAUAUACAACGACUAGUAUAAUAGAUAUUAGGUAUUUCGAUGAGAAGAGAUACUGGCUUGUUGACAAAAUGGGAAUAUGCCUAAAAACCUAUGUUCUCGUUUUUAGAUCUAAAUUAGGAUUUAUUUUCUGGAUACAAUGAUGUAACAAUGAAUACACAUUUGACAAUUUAUAGUAUUUUACUAUUAUUUUGUCAAUUAUUUACGAUUAUAAUGUAUAUGUCGACCUGCAUUUUUAUAACAGUGUAUGUUCCUUUUAGAACCAAAAUAGAUUUUAUGUUGUACAGUAGUUGUAGCAAUCUUGUAACUUUUUAUUUCAACAAAUGACACCGGAUACAAAAUAUACAUUCCUUUAUGUUUAACUAAUUUAAUAUUGCCAUGGAAAUGCCAUAGUUAUUUUCGUGAUUAUCCAACAAUUUGCCAUGAGGUUGUGUUAUUUUAUGUACAAAAUUCUUAUAUGUAUAGUUACCCAAAUUAUUAUAUCAGUUUAGAUUUAAAGGAUUUAUGUUAAAUUCAACAAUAUUUCUAUGAGUCUGACUUAGCGAAUAUGUUUUUUAUAUUAUAACAGAUUAUAUCAAUUUUAUAUUUAAAAGAAAUGUGAUAAUGGUAUUUAUAAAACAUUAAAAUAAAUAAUAUAAAACA
This is a messenger RNA of Cydia pomonella (codling moth), 3974 nucleotides long. RefSeq names its product tyrosine-protein kinase Shark (gene Shark). The coding region runs from base 201 to 2615 and encodes 804 amino acids. The transcript is spliced from 14 exons. The record is from RefSeq and is a predicted model, not a curated record. Gene Ontology annotation, biological process: protein phosphorylation. Lineage: Eukaryota; Metazoa; Arthropoda; Insecta; Lepidoptera; Tortricidae. Gene Ontology annotation, molecular function: protein binding; ATP binding; protein tyrosine kinase activity.